Molecule: messenger RNA, 1752 nt
Organism: Meleagris gallopavo (turkey)
Lineage: Eukaryota; Metazoa; Chordata; Aves; Galliformes; Phasianidae
Source: RefSeq, a predicted model, not a curated record
CGGCGGGGAGCCGGGCGGGUGGCUGCGCAUCUCCGGUCGGCCGCGUCCGGAACGAGAGCCUGGAGGGCGGCUGGCUUGACGGAACCAGCGAAAGGAGAGGAUGAACGGAAGAGCUCAGCUCUGGCCGCCGGGCUGAGACCCGCGGCUCGGCGCUGGGCUUCGCGUCUAAUGAGCCAUCUGAGUUUUCUGCCAUCUGCAAGCCGUGCCAUUAGGGAAGCCAUUUUUAAUUAAUAGUUAACUUGCAGAUCUCGACACGUAUCUCUGUUCAAAGUCCAACUAAAAGCCGUGCUGGAAUUUACAUUUCUGUCACGGAAACGCGUUGCAGCCCGCUAAGCUAGAAUCGAGUCUAUCCCUGCAGUGACGGCUGCAUCCCAACAGCACGGCAGGGCCGCGGUUCGCCCCUUUGCGGGCGAUGCUCGCUCUGUUAACGCGCGGCUUUGCUGUUUCUCCGCAGCUGACGGAGCUGCUGCACUGGUACGCCACCGCCUUCCGGGACCCCCUGAUGCUGCACCCCCCGGAGUGGUUCAAGGCGUUCAUAUAUUGCGAAGCCUUCUUACAGCUGCCGUUCUUUCCCGUUGCAGCGUACGCCUUCUUAAAAGGUGGCUGCAAAUGGAUAAGGACUCCUGCGAUUAUAUACUCCACCCAUGUAGCUACAACGUUGUUUGCUAUCCUGGCUCACAUCCUGUUCCAUGAUUUCUCAACGUCAGAGCAUCGGGGUCCUCAGACACUGCGCGAGCGCCUCAUUCUGUUAUCUAUAUAUGCACCGUACUUGCUGAUACCACUUCUGAUUCUUUUUACCAUGCUGUACAGCCCCCAGUACAACCAGGUGGAGAAAAGGAAAAGGAAGUAGUCUGCUGCAAAAGGUGUAAGCACAACUUCCCCAUUAGUUUUGAUCCAGUCCUCUGUUGACAAACGCAAGCAGUGAUGCUGGCUGCAAUUCCUGUUACCAAGCGUCAGAUUCCUGCAAGGAAAGUUUGAAUUGGUUUUUGUUCACAGCCCUUCCAUUAGAAAUAGGUUUGGCAGAAGCCUGUGUUGGCAGUUCCAGGUGGUACCUGGGUAUCUGUAGCUUAAGGGACCUGGCAGCUCCCUUCCCACUGUCAAUUUUUUGUGGUACUUCUGUGUUAGGAAAAUGAACUUCCAACCAUUAAAUGCAUAACUGUGUGAUGGAGGCUGGAAACUCCAGCCCAUGCUUUUCCUUCAACUUUCCUUUCUCCAAGGUUACUUCAGGUUGAAAUUUGUCUUCCAAUAACAUAUUCUAUAAAAUCCUUAACUGAUUACAUACAAAUUUGCAAAGCUAAAAUCUUUUUCUCAGCUACUUUUGAAACAUUUCAGAUCAUGUAACAAUUCUUAAAUUCCUCAUCUUUUCAUCUAAAAUGUCACCUUAUUUUUCUCUGUUCCAAUUUUGAUUACUUGCAAAUGCCUGGUCAGUGGUAAAUGUGCCAAAAUCUGGAUUUCUGAAUGCUUUCUUUUGCUUGGCAAUUCCUCCUGCAUUUCUUCAAGUACUUUAGUAGCUGUAAACAAGGAUUUGUAAACUUUUCCAUGAAUUAACUUCUAGUGUGAAAAUAAAUAACUGCAUCCAAAUUGCAUUUAAUUUCUGAAAGGAAUAAUUAAAACCAAUAUAAUCUGUGGGAGCUUAGAUAAAGAAAAAUAAUUGUGUUAUACUUUGAAGUCAUAGAAAAUAAAACCAACUGCUGGCAGACUUUCUCAGUUUGAUCUGUAAGAAUAAAACAUGAAGACUUGUGUAAAAUUACA